This is a messenger RNA of Penicillium lagena, 1263 nucleotides long. RefSeq names its product putative amidase. The transcript has 2 exons. The record is from RefSeq and is a predicted model, not a curated record. Bases 1 to 1263 code for a protein of 420 amino acids. Lineage: Eukaryota; Fungi; Ascomycota; Eurotiomycetes; Eurotiales; Aspergillaceae.
AUGGAUGCCAAACCCAUCUCAGACUCGACCAUCGCAGCCAGACUGCGCAAAGCAGGCGUGAUCAUCCUGGGCAAGACCAACCUCUCCCAGUGGGCCAAUUUCCGCUCCACUAACUCGUCCAACGGCUGGAGUGCAUGGGGCGGACAGGUUAUCGCGGCUCAUGUCCCCAACCAGGACCCGAGCGGGUCUUCCAGUGGGAGCGGUGUUGCCUCCGAUCUGGGUCUCGCAUAUGCCUGUUUGGGCACUGAGAGCGGUCUUGUAGGCAUCAAACCGACCGUCGGACUCACGUCUCGCUACCUGGUUAUCCCCAUCAGCGAGCGCCAGGAUACCGUUGGCCCCAUGGCCCGCACCGUUAAAGACGCAGCCCUAGUCCUCAGUGCCAUUGCUGGCCAGGACCCGCAUGACAACUAUACCCUAGCCAGCCCUUACAAGCAGCACGUCCCAGACUACGCCCAGUACUGCAAAGAAGGUGACCUGAAGGGCAAACGCAUCGGUAUCCCGCGCAACGUGCUCGCAUUGAACGACGGCCCCGCGAUGGCGCCCUACUACGCCGCAUUCGAGGCCAGCAUCAAAGUUCUCAAGGAACUCGGGGCCGUCAUCGUCGAAGACACCAAUUUCACCGCGUAUGAGAACUUCCAGAACAGCAGUGUCAGCGAAACUGUCCUGGAAGCGGACUUUAUCAGUAACCUAGCAACCUACCUCUCCGAGCUGCAAACAAACCCUCAAGGCGUGCACAGCCUUGCAGAUGUGCGUUCCUUCACGCAUGGGUUUCCUCUCGAGCAAUGGCCGUCCCGGAACACGGCGACAUGGGACCACGCCCUUGAAGUGGGCAUUAACAACACAUCGCCCGACUUCUGGCCGCUGUACGAACAAAACUUGAACUUUGGCGGAGAAGGUGGUGUCUUCGGCGCUAUCGAGAGAGGAAACCUCGAUGCGGUGAUUCUGCCAACCAACUUGGGAUACCCCGUUUCAGCUGUGGUCGGUGGACCGGUCGUUACUGUGCCGAUGGGUGCAUACCCUGCAGGAACGGACUUGCAGCUGUCUCCUCCGUGGAACUUGACCAACGUGGCCCCUGGUGUUCCCAUGGGUCUGGCGUUCAUGGGGCUGAAGUGGAGUGAACCGACGCUGAUUGAGAUGGCUUAUGCAUUUGAGCAGAAGACCCAGGUUCGGGAUACUUUACACCAUUACAUUGUGCCCAAAGCGCAGUUGGAGCAUGGUGAUGGAAGGGUACACAAACAUGAGAAACAGAAACACUCCGUGUGA